This is a messenger RNA of Truncatella angustata, 249 nucleotides long. RefSeq lists its product as uncharacterized. The record is from RefSeq and is a predicted model, not a curated record. The transcript has 3 exons. Gene Ontology annotation, biological process: maturation of SSU-rRNA; mRNA splicing, via spliceosome. Gene Ontology annotation, molecular function: RNA binding. Gene Ontology annotation, cellular component: U6 snRNP; sno(s)RNA-containing ribonucleoprotein complex; nucleolus. The coding region runs from base 1 to 249 and encodes 82 amino acids. Lineage: Eukaryota; Fungi; Ascomycota; Sordariomycetes; Amphisphaeriales; Sporocadaceae.
AUGGAGAACGGCACAGCGGGACAAGGUGAGGGCAGAGACCCCUCGGGCUUUUUGUCACAGCUACAUGGCAACCCCGUCACCGUCAAGCUCAACUCUGGUGUGGUUUACAAGGGAGAGCUUCAAUCCGUUGAUGGUUACAUGAACAUCGCGCUUGAGAAGACUGAGGAGUACGUCAACGGUGUGAAGCGGAGGACGUAUGGCGAUGCCUUCGUUCGAGGCAACAAUGUCAUGUACAUCUCCGCAGAUUGA